UGGUCGCAGAUAGAGCAGGGUGAAAAACAAAGCGCAUCAAAAUUGAAGUUCUGUGUGUUGUGCUAUCGAAAAGAACCGUGUUAAUCAUAGACAUUUGCGAGUCCGACUCCGAGUAGACAUUUGCGUCCGCGACCGUACCGUUUUUGUGAUUCGUUUUUUAACAUUCAACAUCAACACCGUUGUCGGCGGGACAGAACUAAUAAAGUGCCAGUGUGGUUAACAGUGUUAUUUCGUGUUCAUCACCGUAAUCGAAGUAUACGAAUGCAGCAACUUCAAGGAUAACAAGUUCGCCGUGUAGGAGAAAGAAUAUAAGGAGCAUCACAUAUUUAAUUUCGUAAAGCCGUUUAACAAAGAUCAUCACGAUUCUCACCACAAUGGAAGAUCCCAACCGGAUGAUGGGGCACGGUGGCCUUAUGCCACCGAACUACGGCAUGCCCACGAACGACGGCCAGACCGGGGUGGACAACGAUCCGCGCAAGCAGGACAUUGGUGAAAUUCUACAACAGAUCAUGAACAUCACCGACCAAUCUCUGGACGAAGCACAGGCCCGCAAGCACACACUCAACUGCCACAGAAUGAAACCGGUUCUGUUCGCGGUGCUGUGUGAAAUCAAAGAAAAAACAGUUUUAUCGCUGCGAAACACCCAAGAAGAGGAACCUCCAGAUCCCCAGCUGAUGCGGUUGGACAAUAUGCUGAUCGCUGAGGGGGUGGCUGGCCCAGAGAAGGGUGGUGGUGCAGGUGCGGACAGUGCCGCGGCAGCAAUGGCCGCUGCCAACGAUUUCCUGUCACAGUCUGAUCUAACCGGUGGCCAAGACAACGCGAUCGAGCAUUCGGAUUAUCGGGCAAAGUUGGCUCAAAUCCGACAGAUCUAUCAUCAAGAAUUGGAAAAAUAUGAACAGGCUUGCAGCGAGUUCACCACACACGUCAUGAACCUCCUCAGAGAACAGAGUCGUACAAGACCCAUCACGCCGAAAGAGAUUGAACGAAUGGUGCAAAUCAUUCAUCGGAAGUUUAGCUCCAUCCAGAUGCAGCUCAAACAAUCCACCUGUGAAGCCGUUAUGAUCCUGCGUUCACGAUUCCUAGAUGCACGAAGGAAGAGACGUAAUUUUAGUAAGCAAGCAUCAGAAAUCCUCAAUGAAUACUUUUAUAGCCACCUAAGCAAUCCAUACCCCUCGGAAGAAGCCAAGGAAGAACUGGCAAGGAAAUGCGGCAUUACGGUAUCACAAGUGUCGAAUUGGUUCGGCAAUAAACGCAUUCGCUAUAAGAAGAAUAUUGGCAAAGCGCAAGAAGAAGCAAAUCUGUACGCUGCAAAGAAGGCCGCUGGUGCAUCUCCUUACUCGAUGGGUGGGCCACCGAGCGGUGCAGCCACGCCAAUGAUGUCUCCUGCUCCUGCACAGGAUUCGAUGGGCUACUCACUUGGGUCUGGUGGCUACGAUCAGCAGCAGCCCUACGAUGGAAGUAUGGGAUACGAUCAGCUACAUCAGGAUCUUAGUCCUUGAGUGAUUGGAGAAUACUAAAGCAGCGUGGCGAGGAUGGAUGUAGACCAACUUCAUACCGAAACAUAAAAUACGAUUAUUCAACACCAUACCACACACAUACACCCACACAUCAACCCAUACACUGAUAACAGAUGCUUCAAUAACGGACCCGUGUUUUAAACGCUAAGCUCCAGUUCUGAAUGAAACGUAAAGGACAUAACUGGUACAGAAGGGGUUUCUUUGAUAUUUUUGGUUCUUUUCAAAAAUGUCGCAAUCAAUCAACACAAGCGCCACCGAGUUUCACAGGAGAUAAACAAAGAAUAAAUUGUGUGUAGCCUCCAUUGAUGCGUAAGCAAGUGCAAAUAGUGAAAUGCUCACUAACACACAACAGUAACACAAAACAAAACGUAAUAAAAUAAAACAACAAAAAUCACGGAAAGUAUACGGAUCGUAGAGUACAUAAGCAGAAUAGCAGUAAAAAGCCAGACAAAGGUUCUGUGGCAGGUAAAUAUAUUUAAAGAAAGAUAAGUAAAUAUAAGAGAAUGCAGCGAUAACCGAUCGGCAAUAUGGGGUCCCCGCAGCACCCCAGCAUACUGGUUCAUAAGAAUUAACUAAUGUGAGUUAGCUAAAGAAGGACAAACAAAUGGAUAGUGAAACCAACACACAAUAGAAAUCCUCAACGACGUACAGACAAAUUGCUAAAAACAGUACACUGCAAAAGUUUAUUAUUGCAAGCAAGCACCAGCCGAGUACUGUUUGGUAAUAUCGAUCGUAACAUGAUAACGAACUGCACGAAAUUGAGAUGCGGCCUCGAUGAAUGGAUGGUGAUGAAUGAAUGCAGUAUGUUACAUCCGGAGAGUUCGGGACAAGGGGUUCAAAAACGUUUAAUACAUGUUUAAUAACAUUUCAGCAUCCUUCCAAACAUCACAUGUCCAAGACCGCAGCACUAAUGAGAUGAUAGUUAUCUCAAAUUAUUGAACCAAAAUCAAAUUUCACUGGCAUUGUAGAUUACCCAAACUCUGGGGAUCAACAAAUUCUGUGGCGCAUCAUUCAAAUAAAUAAAAAAUAAUGUUAUUUUGAUACAUAGAAACAAGUGCGGUUUUAGGAAACAUUUGAUCGAGAUGGAUAUUUUUCUACUCCUAUAUUGCAUCUCAAUGGUAGCCCAACCAACCGUUUGGUGUUACGCAACCAAACGCACCUUUCAAACGUUUCAAGCUGAUGCGUUCAAUAUAAACAAACUCUAUGUAUGCAGAGAAGGGAAAGAACCUUGCACCUUAGCUAUCAUUAAAAUGUUUGUUUAUUUAACAACUUGUGUGCAUCGAUGUAGAGUGGAAAAUGAACAUUUCCUCCAAACAAAUCACUCGGCUUGAUCAUUACAUCAAUCUUCGUAUAACAUUUACCAAGAAUGAUUUAAGCUUAAUAGUUUACUACUUGUAAGUGAUGGAUUCAGUUUUGGUCCCAUUGUUUGCGUAAACUCUCUUUGCUGUGAUUUGCUAAAAAAUUAUGGCAUUUUGGCUUUCUGAAUCUCAUACGAAACAGUUUCAAAACCUCUGACAAAUCGAACCUUCUUUGUCGAUUCUGUCAUGCGCAUACACAUGGGAAACUGCACUUAAAAGAUAUUGUUUGUCCCGAACCAAAUUGAGAAUGAUUGAGCGUCUGUGUGACUGCUGAUGGACGAAGGGACGGGGGAGCACGUUGUUAUUUGCUUCCAAAGGGUACUUGCAGUGAAUUAUACGAUAUACCAACUUCAGAAAGUUAGUUAAGAGUAAAUGAUAGUUUAAAGAGUGUGGACUUACGACAGGCAAACGAACCGGAGUGAGGAUAAAAUAGUUUUGAAAGGAUAGCUUUAGGGUAAGAAGGGAGGAAACCAAGCAACAAACAACCAGAAUGAAUGGAUAAAUUAAGUAGCAAGAAAACAAAACUACUGUGUAUACCAUUAGAUGAUAGGAUAGCACGUGGGAAGCAGCAGCAGAUUAGGAUAAACGCCAACAAUAGGAAUGGAUGAAGCGGCCCCGGGUACCGUUCAACAGGUCACAUCUAAACUGUCUUUUGAACAGAUUGUAUGAUAAGAACGCUUUGAUAAACCAUACCUCUCAACCACCCCAAUAAAACCAUUUGCGUAGCUCCCUUCACAACGUGCACUUUAUGCUGCUUUUCUUUACUCGGUAACUUCCGGCCCCCGAUACGCGUCUGUGUACAAGUUGACCGAGUCAAAAGAUGAAGAGGAAAUUACACGUAUCAAGACAAAACAAGAACAACACCCAUACCAGAAGAGCCAUAAGUGGAUGAAACUAUUUAUUAGCGUUUCAUUUUAGACGAAUAUUAACGAAAUCGAACAAUGAACUUCAAGGUACGCGUGCGUUACCACGUAACGUGGAUACUUUAUUUGACUGGGUCAUCGGUAAUAUGUAUUAUAUGCCGGAGGUGACCGGAGAGGGUGUCUGCUGCUUGGGUGUGCAUUUGUGAGAAAGGUGAGCAACAACAACCAGUAGAGCAUUUCCUGCGUGUCAUGCCACUAUAUGCAAAAUCGACCCCACAUACUGGCGAGCGCAAAGGUUAGCGCAAUCGGCAGCUCGGCACUAGCCACUAUAGGUGGGGUGCAGAAACAUUCAAAUUAUAUACGUAAUUUAAAUUUAAUGAAUGAAGGAAUUAACAAAACGAGAAAUCCUUAGAAAAACACAACGUAAUGCAAAGAUAGGGCAUUUAAUAUUAAGUGAGGACUUGAGAAAAUAUUUAAGGACUAGCGAAACAAAAAGAACAAACAAACUAUGUAAAUGCAGCAGCAGUGGAGUCUGCGGUAUAAGAAAAGAACCGUGUAUGCGAAUUAUAAACCAUCACACAGUGUUCAUCAAACACUAAAAGAAUAUCGUCGGUAAGGCCAGGCAGAAGAGUCACCGACAACGACAAAACACUAAGAGAAGUAAAGUUUAAAAAAUUCUUCUACUCAUAUGUAGCAGUCGAGUGUACAACCAUCGCAUUGAACAUGGUAAUAUUUUUAUGUUUCUAAUUCUUUAUAGUUUGGAUUUUUUGGAUACAAUCACGACGAUGAAUGUGUAAUAGAAACAUUAUUUAAAAUCCGUAUGAAAAGUAGUAG
Molecule: messenger RNA, 4572 nt
Organism: Anopheles coustani
Lineage: Eukaryota; Metazoa; Arthropoda; Insecta; Diptera; Culicidae
Gene: exd
Product: homeobox protein extradenticle
Exons: 8
Coding region: 375-1499 (374 amino acids)
Biological process (GO): embryonic organ development; neuron development; animal organ morphogenesis
Cellular component (GO): nucleus
Molecular function (GO): DNA-binding transcription factor activity, RNA polymerase II-specific; RNA polymerase II cis-regulatory region sequence-specific DNA binding
Source: RefSeq, a predicted model, not a curated record